CAGUUUUAAGGUGCAAGAAGAAUAGGCAACAUGGGAAAAGCGAUAUUCUGUGUUUUUGUGCUUCUCAGUGUAUUUUCACAAUACCAAGUUUUUGGUACUCAGUCCGCUUCAAACAUAUUCGAAGUGGCUCCAAACACAAAAAUAACGAUCCUGCAGCAAAACUCCGGGCUUUUUCCGUCCUCCCAGGAACACUACCUGAUCAAAAACAUCGGUACCACUGAAGUGUCCGCCAAAAUAAAAUACGGAACGUUGGUGAACUGGUUUGGAGACGUGGUGGAGGUGCAACUUAAACCUAGAGACAUCAAAAUUUUGAACAACGGCGAUAAACCCUACUACGUGACGGCCUUGAAGGUUUCCAACAAAAGUAACAGCACAGCUGUGGUUUGUGCCUACAAGACGCUGAACACUGAGAUUGUGGGAAAUCUACCCGGGUGCUAGGUGGUUUUAUUGUUUUUUUUAAUAUUAUUUAAAUUUAUAUUUUGUCAUUAUUGUUGAGUUUAGUUUUUUUAAUGAUUAAAUAAAUAGUUAAUUUUUUACUUUGUUUAUUAUUUAUUGUUCAAAAUAUAAUUAAUUGUUUUAAAACUUGUUGUUUUAUAACGC
This is a messenger RNA of Brassicogethes aeneus, 600 nucleotides long. The record is from the annotation of a GenBank genome assembly. NCBI's taxonomy places the organism in Eukaryota, Metazoa, Arthropoda, Insecta, Coleoptera, Nitidulidae.